AGGGGGCGCGGUGAUGAGUGCUUCACGGAUACAUGAGUCACUUCCGGUAAACUUUUCGGAAGUAGGCUGGAGUUUCGGCUCAGAAUUUGUUUUGUUCGUAAGAUCGAAUUUUCUUAGGGACUCGUUGUGAUUAAAAGCCAGUUUCACAAUGGUGAAGAUCUUUGUGGGCAAUCUGCCCCAAGAGGCGACAGAGGAGGAGAUCAAGGCUCUUUUCGAUGAGUACGGCACUGUCACUGAGUGUGCCAUUGUCAAAAACUUUGCCUUCGUCCACAUGGAUGACCGCAAAGCGGCCACCAAAGCCAUCAAGAAUCUGCACCAGCACAAGCUCCACGGCACAGCCAUCAACGUGGAGGCCAGCCACGGGAAGAACUAUGGUCCAGUCAAGAUUCAUAUUGCAAACGUGGAAAAGGGAUGCGACGAUGAGCUGCGGGCUCUCUUUGAAGAGUACGGUACGGUCUCAGAAUGUGCAGUUGUGAAGAAUUUUGCUUUUGUACACAUGCCCAACUAUGAUGAGGCCAUGGAUGCCAUCAAAGAACUGGAUAACUCUGACUUUCAAGAGAAACGCAUCCAUGUUCAGGUGUCCAAGAGUCUGCCCAAAUAUGAGGAGUAUGAAGAAUACCCUCCUGCCCCACCUCCCCCUCCUCAUCUCCCAGAAAGGGGCGGCUACUGGCCUCCUCGAUAUCCAGGAGACAGACCUGAGCCUCCUCCACCCAGCUACAUGAGGGGUCGUUAUAUGCCGCCAGGUUACCCCGCCCCUCCUGUGCCGCCCCCUCCCCCAAGACGAGCCGUUUAUCCUGAACGUCCCUAUAGCGCUGAUAGAUAUAGUAUGAUCGAUUACUACGAGAAGUACAGAGCCCGUGCAUAUGGCAUGUAUUCAUAUGAUGCUCGACGUUCUGGCGUCCCACCUCCUCCUCCGCCUCCCCCUCCACCCCCAGCCGCCGUCCGCGACCGUGUAAUGAGCUCGUCGCAUGACCCAUAUGAGCGUCGGCCCCUGCCUCCGCCUCCACCUCCCCCGACUUCAUACUACGCUCGAGACCGCAGCCCCAUCAGGAGGGGGCCCGGCGCUCCGAUGCCUCCCGCCAGUAACGGCUAUUCCUACGAACGUUCUCAACUUUCUCCGGGGACACGGCCCCCUGCACCUGUACGGAACACCUACGCGGCCCGGCUGCCUCCACCGCCAGCACGCUACGCUUAUUAGGCGAAACGUCUUCAUUUAAAGGCUUGUUGUCCUCCUGCGUUGCUGUUUGCCAUCACUUCAUUUACACAAAUUUGUCAUCUGACUGCGGACGAGCGCGCUUUGUUUCCAUUCGACGGGAGGAACCUUUUUGAAUAUGUCUUUUAAAAAUUGGAAUAAUUUUUUAUCGGAGAUUGUUUUUACACUCCUUUCUUCUCAGAUUGUUAAAAUAUUUUGUAAGAAAUGUAAAGAUUGACGUCCCAUUUAGGCGUGCAUUUUUGUGGUCCUCUGAUCUGAUCUGUGUGUUCAUGCCGGGCAGCGUCUUAAGUAAUCAUUUUUAGUCUCAAAAUAAUCCUUUUUCCUUUCCUUUCCAUGUUGUUUUGAAAACAUAGUCUUUGAGAAAGAAGCAUUUUUAUUUUAUUUGUGAAUAAUUCAGAAGUAAAUGCUUUCAGAGACUUUAUAAUUGUUUGAAGUGACGGUUUAAAUCUUUGUUUUGGUUAAACACAACAGCCAAAGUCGUUCCACUGAUCUUUAGUUUCAUCAGCGACUCGCCGUCCUCUUCCGUAUCAAAAUCCAAAAGUUGUCGUGUCAAAGCCUUAAAAUUAAAGUUUAAUAAAAAGAACUUUGCUGAGGGUAAUUGACCCUUUCCUUGGGGGAAGGGGGUGACCUUCAGAAUGACAGGUAAGUCCAGGAUUACUUUUGUAGAGUCAUCACUCAGUAUGUUUCUGUUAAAGGGUGAGUAUUACAGAGUUCCAAAAGCAUCAGAACAGUGAUGACAAAUGCUUUCAUUUAUGACCAAAACCUUGUUUUUCUUCUUGUUUUGCAAACAAAAGAAUCUAGAACUACGAGUCACAUGCUGUCUUAUGUUCCAGGUAACUAUUUAAAACUGACCCACAACUUACAAGUUCUGUUUGUCCAUGCACAAGUAUUUAGACGUGUCUGACAGCACUGAACUGCUGUGAAGAGAGGUUUGCCUUUUCGAUUUGGAGUUAUGAUGUAACCAGCAGAAUAACAAUAGAGCGGUCUGAGUGAAAGCCAUCAGCUGAUAGAAGAGUAAAAUCAAGGCUAUGGCACACAAUUCAACCACCAGUUAUGUUUAAAAGAAGCCACUAAUGUAUCACCAAAAAGAUACUGGUGAUUUAAAAAUAUUUAUUGCAUUUAUUAUUAUAAAGGUAAAUUUCAGAAACCGGUGUUUUUUAAAGACCCACUCUGAUGAAACAUGAUUUUAACAUGUUAUUGUUGUACUUUUCUGAUGAUGGACAUUUUUAAAUAAAAAUUCUGAUAGAAA
Oryzias melastigma (Indian medaka) is the source of this 2462-nucleotide messenger RNA. RefSeq names its product RNA-binding protein 4B. The record is from RefSeq and is a predicted model, not a curated record. Gene Ontology annotation, molecular function: mRNA binding. Gene Ontology annotation, cellular component: cytosol. The transcript is spliced from 4 exons. Lineage: Eukaryota; Metazoa; Chordata; Actinopteri; Beloniformes; Adrianichthyidae. The coding region runs from base 149 to 1198 and encodes 349 amino acids.